AUGGGCUGGUCGGCGUCGCGCUGCUGCGGCGGCUCCGGGGACGCCGCCACCAACGACGGCUCCGUGCUGGACCGCGUCAUCUCGCAGGCGUCCGGCUGCGACGGCUGCCUCCUCUACCGGCUCGCCGACUACAAGAAGGGCGGCGAGCUCGUCGACGCCUACAACGUGGGCGGCCAGGCCGAGGUGGAGAAGCUGAUCCGAGAGCAGUUCGGCGUGCUGAUGUACGGCGAGGGCCGCGGCCAGGUCAUCAACAGGGCCGAGUACCUGCGCUGGAAGUUCCGCGACCAGAAGGAGGUGGUGCUGCCGAUCGAGGCGUCGCUGUCGGCGCACGACCCGCUGGCGCGCUGGGAGGACCACGAGGCGUGCUGGCAGAUGCAGUACCGCGGCAGCCUGGGCGAGACGCUGCUGCACGUGCUCAUCAUCUGCGACACGCGGCUGCACACGCGCCUCGCGCGCACCCUCAUCAAGUGCUUCCCCAAGCUGGCGGUCGACGUCGUCGAGGGCGAGGACUACCUGGGUGCCAGCGGCCUGCACCUGGCCAUCGCGUACAACAACAACGAGCUGGUGCAGGACCUGGUGGAGGCGGGCGCCAGUGUGUCCCAGCGCGCCAUUGGCAGCUUCUUCCUGCCGCGCGACCAGCAGCGGCCGCGGCCGGCGCGCCACACGGACUACGAGGGCCUGGCCUACUUGGGCGAGUUCCCGCUCGCCUGGGCCGCCUGCUGCGCCAACGAGAGCGUCUACAACCUGCUGCUCGACCACGGCGCCGACCCCGACGCCCAGGACUCCUUCGGCAACAUGAUCCUCCACAUGGUCGUCGUCUGCGACAAGCUGGACAUGUUCGGCUACGCGCUGCGGCACCCCAAGCUGCCGGCGUGCAACGGCAUCGCCAACCGCGCCGGCCUCACGCCGCUGACGCUCGCCUGCAAGCUGGGCCGCGCCGAGGUCUUCCGCGAGAUGCUCGAGCUGAGCGCCAGGGAGUUCUGGCGCUACUCCAACAUCACCUGCUCCGCCUACCCGCUCAACGCGCUCGACACGCUGCUGCCCGACGGCCGCACCAAUUGGAAUUCUGCGCUAUUCAUCAUUCUAAAUGGAACAAAAGAAGCGCAUCUGGACAUGCUGGACGGAGGCAUCAUUCAGAGGUUGCUGGAGGAGAAGUGGAAGACAUUUGCUAGGAUGCAGUUCCUAAAGCGGCUGGCGAUCCUGGCGCUGCACCUGCUAUUCCUGAGCACGGCCAUCUACCUGCGCCCCAAGGACCACGACGAGCCGCUGCUCGGGCCCACCGACUGGGGCAGCGUGGCGCGCUACUGUGCAGAGCUGGCCACCGUGGGCGGAGUGCUCUCCUACGUCAUCCUGCAGCAGGGCGAGGAGAUCAAGAACCAGGGGCUGCUCAGCUUCCUCAAGCAGCUGUCGCACGCUCCCGACAAGGCCAUCUUCCUGGCGUCAAACCUGAUGAUCCUGGCGUGCAUCCCGCUGCGCGUCGUGGGCGACAAGCGAACGGAGGAGGCCGUCCUGCAGUUCGCAGUGCCCGGCUCCUGGUUUCUGCUCAUGUUCUUCGCGGGGGCCAUCCGGCUGACUGGUCCGUUCGUGACGAUGGUGUACUCGAUGAUCACCGGUGACAUGUUGACGUUCGGCAUCAUCUACACGGUUGUGCUGUUCGGCUUCUCUCAGUCCUUCUACUUUCUGUACAAGGGCUUCCCCGGCGUGAAGACGUCGCUCUACCACUCCUACCCCACCACCUGGAUGGCGCUCUUCCAGAUCACCCUGGGAGACUACAACUACGCAGAACUGAGCCACACGACAUACCCAACGCUGGCCAAGACAGUGUUCGCCAUUUUCAUGGUGCUCGUGCCCAUCCUGCUGCUCAACAUGCUGAUCGCCAUGAUGGGAAACACGUACGCGCACGUCAUCGAGCAGAGCGAGAAGGAGUGGAUGAAGCAGUGGGCGAAGAUCGUGGUGUCGCUGGAACGCGCGGUGAACCAGGCGGCGGCGCACCAGUACCUGCAGGAGUACAGCAUCUCCCUGGGGCCCAGCGACGACCCCAGCCAGGAGCAGCGCGGCGUCAUGGUCAUCAAGACCAAGAGCAAGACGCGCGCGCGACAACGCAAGGGCGCCGUCAUGAACUGGAAGCGCGUGGGCAAGGUGACGAUCCGCGAGCUGAAGAAGCGCAACAUGACGGGCGACCAGCUGAGGAGGCUCAUGUGGGAGCGCGCCUCCAUCUCGACGCCCAUCCGCGUGCCGGACACGCCGGAUCCGGCAGAGGUGGAGGCUGCGAUGGACAGCCAGGGCAACGCACUGAAGGAGGCGCUGGAGGUAAUAGCGUUCCAGCACGACCUGGACCUGGACCUGAGCGGCGGGCCGCCCUCCACCCCCGGCUCCGCCCCCAGCCUCGCGCCAGCCCCCGCAGCGCAGGCGCCGCCCGCCGCGCCCACAGCCCCCGCCGUGCCGCCCGCCUUCGGCAGAGCCCUGGGCGUGGCCGCGCCGCUGUCCUCACCCGCAGCCGGUGGGGCAGCUGCCGGUGCAGCAGUGCCUCCGGCCGCGGCGCUGCCAGCUGCAGCCAGCAUCGUCUCCAAUGCAGCUGCCGCCGCCGUCGCCUUUGCACCUGCCGCGAACGCCGUGCAGACGCCUCCCAUCGGAUGGGUCAUUCCUCCACCACACCGUAGCAGCAGCAUCGACGCGCCGCCUCCGUGGGAAGGCGACGCGAUGCAGCAGCUGGUGGUGCUGUCUGAGGUGCUGCCCAGCGAUGACCCGCAGCUGGCGGUGAUCGCGCAGCUGGCGUACCAGCAGCAGCUGGACGCCCAGAUGGUGCCGCCCGCCGAGCAGCACCGCUACUGCUGCGCCAGGCGCCUGCACGCGCUCGAGGCCGCCAACGCCUCCGCCCCCAGCCUCGAGCCCAGUGACAGCGACGAAUUUGGAGGUGACUCUAACGACAGAAACAUAAACUCUGGCGCCAUAAAUAAAGCGAGAGGCGGAGGUUGCACGUUGCUGGUGCUGAGGCCGGCGCGGCGGCGUGUUGCAGACGGCGGCGCGAUGCUGGGCCGCGGGUCGCGGGCGCGGAGGGCGCGCUCCGCCAGGUGGCGGCCGCCCACCAGCGCCUCCAACGGCAGCGCGCGGCGGCUGCUCUUCCAGCACCACGGCCGCUCCUCCACCUCCAGCUCCAGCGGCUCCGGCGCGGGGCUCGGCAUCAUCAACCCCGCCUUCAUCGCCGAUAACCUCCAAAUGAGUCCUCCAGUGCGGACUCCUGAGAUGGACGCGGAAACUACCCCGCCCCCUGCAGCCGCGCAGCCGCCGCUUCCCAACGCCCACGCAGCCGUUGGCCGCUUCAGCAUCGACAGGGACAAGACUGCCUCCAGGCCUCGGCCGAAAACCGCCAGAGUCAACAGGGUGGCGCCGGCGGCGGCGACUCCGUCGAGGCGCGGGACGUCCGCGCAGGCGGCGCCGGUGUCGGUGGCGGUGGCGGCGGAGGAGCGCCGUCUGGAGGAGGCGCCGGACCCGCUGGACGCCUGGAGCACGCGCUCCAUCGCCAACAUGAACACCCUGCUGGCCUGGGACCGCCAGGAGGACGAGAGCCUCUGAGGCCGGCACUGCCAGCGGCCGCCUGCGACAGCGUGAAACAGUUGCAGCCUUCUCAUCCGUAGUGCAAAACCUGCUGAUUCCUCUUAAUGACGUUCACCCAUCACGAUCCUGCAUGUUCUGUGAACUGCGCCGAGUCAGAUUCCCUAGUGAUGAGCAAUAACAGAUAAGAUUCUGUGGCAGUACUUAUUUAUUCUGUUUAAUUUACUUUUGUUCACCUACUAUAUUGCAUUUCAUUGGGACGUCACGUAAAGUAGCAUUCCAUUCGUAGCCAAUGUCUAUUGUAGUGUAAAGACUAAGAUCUGUGUCAAAUAAACUACAAUAGUUAGUAAUACGACCAGCACCAAUAGGCCAGGACGGGGACACCAUUGAAUAUGAAAGUAGAACGAUACCGCAGAUGCUAAGGAAAGACCUGUUGUAAAAUACCCUCUGUUUUCACAUGGCUAAACGAGAUGGCGGCCUGUUAAGAUACUGGACUCCUAUUGGGGAGGUCAACAGUACAAAUUCCCGUCCGGCUAUUCAGAUUUAGAUGAGUUCCCUAAAUUGCGUAAGGCAAGAUGGUUCCUUUGAAAAGACGUGGCCAAUUUCCUUCCCCAUCCUUUCCAAAU
Schistocerca piceifrons (Central American locust) is the source of this 4178-nucleotide messenger RNA. RefSeq lists its product as uncharacterized. Gene Ontology annotation, biological process: calcium ion import across plasma membrane. Lineage: Eukaryota; Metazoa; Arthropoda; Insecta; Orthoptera; Acrididae. Gene Ontology annotation, cellular component: membrane. Gene Ontology annotation, molecular function: protein binding; calcium channel activity. The transcript is spliced from 18 exons. The record is from RefSeq and is a predicted model, not a curated record. The coding region runs from base 1 to 3573 and encodes 1190 amino acids.